UAGUUGAAGCGACGGAGUUCAACCUUAUCGGAGCUCCCGAGUGCACUCAGAGAGGAAACACGAAGGGAGAAGCAACUGGACUGGGCUGCAUUCAUUCUCGCUACUAGAAUAAACUGUGCACGGUUAUAACUUACAACAGCUACAAGCGAACCAGCCUCUGCCAAGCAGCUGUUGUUUGGAGUGUUAGAUAUAUUAUUUGUUAUCAUUAACCGGACUGCGGAAUACAAAGGACUUUCAAAUACGGUAAACCAGAACAAGAAAAGAAUGAUUGACUUUCAUCUCUGGGAACAAAAAAGUGACAGGAGUCGUUUACUGAAAAAACACAAAAACUAAAAAGGAAGUCUAAAGGAGAAAGUCUUCAACCCCGAACCCCACCCCCCAAUAAACACAGAUAAUAUACUUGUCUUUUAUGGUAUCCUUUUCUGAGUACAAGGAUUCCGAAUUUGACCCCUUGCAGAAAUCUGGUUUCGUCUUUCGCAGCCCGGUGAGUGUCGUUAAGGAAACUGACCAUGGAACCCUAGGAAAGAUUUUGAGCUAACAGGACUGCUGUACUGAAUAAUACGAAUGCCGAUCUGCUAGGGGGAAGGGGAUUAUGUAUUUUGUUCACUGCAAGAACUUUUUGAAACUUCAUCACCUCUGCUGUGUUUGACACUGCCAAUUCGUUGAGUUGGAUCUUUUUACAACACAUUUUGGGGGUUCCCAUUCUGAAAAUGCUGGGUCGCUAUUGUCAAAGAAAAUAAAAAUAAAAUGAGUUUAUUGACGAUGGGGAAGAAGUAACGUCUGAUAUAAAAACAAAAAAAAAAACUGUUUUUGUUACAAAAAAUAACAGGAUUUUAUUCUGUACUUUUUUUUUUUUUUUUUUUUUGAAGAGAGAAAAAAAAAAACUGGCUGAAACGACGGAAUUACAAAAAAAAAAAAUAGAAAAUGUGCAACUCUACGUCCACAAGCUGCGACGUUGUCUCAAAAAUCGACCACCUUUUCCAGCCCACUUUAUACAUCAUCGUGAUUGUCAUUGGCCUGCCCACCAACUGCUUGGCCCUAUGGGCGGCAUACCUGCAGGUGAAACAAAAGAACGAACUGGGGAUCUACCUGAUGAACCUCUCCAUCGCUGACCUGCUUUACAUCGCCACGCUGCCCCUGUGGAUCGACUACUUCCUGCACCACGACAACUGGAUCCACGGGCAGGAGUCCUGCAAGCUCUUCGGCUUCAUCUUCUACACCAACAUCUACGUCAGCAUCGCCUUCCUGUGCUGCAUAUCUGUGGACCGCUACCUGGCCGUGGCCCACCCUUUGAAGUUCGCCAAGAUCCGGCGGGUCAAGACGGCCGUUGCCGUCAGCCUCGUGGUCUGGACCAUGGAGGUCGUGGCCAACUCAGCCCCUCUGUUCCACGACGAGCUGUUCCGAGACCGCUACAACCACACUUUCUGUUUCGAGAAGUACCCCAUGGAGAGUUGGGUGGCCAAAAUGAACCUCUACCGUGUCUUUGUGGGCUUCCUCUUCCCCUGGAUGAUCAUGUUGUUCUCCUACCUGGGGAUCCUGAAGGCGGUCAAGGGGAACGUCUCCACCGAGAAGCAGGAGAAAGCCAAGAUCAAGCGGCUGGCGCUCAGCCUGAUCAUAAUCGUGCUCAUCUGUUUCGCCCCCUACCACGUUAUCCUGCUGUCCCGCAGCACCAUCUAUCUGAUCAAGCCCUGCGACUGCAGUUUCGAGGAGAAGGUUUUUACUGCCUAUCACGUUUCACUGGCUCUCACGAGCCUGAACUGCGCGGCUGAUCCCAUCUUGUACUGUUUCGUCAACGAGGGAGCCCGCAGCGAUGUUACUAAAGCCCUGGCUACCUUGGUCAGGUUUUUCACCAAGGCCAAGCCUCAGGAGCUAGCUAAUGGCUCCGUCACCCUUGAAACCCCGCUGUCCUCCAAGAAGCCCAGCUUCUACAGCAACACGGAGACAAACAGUUACACUUACAACACUGGGCAGGUGGGAUUACAGGAAGAGUGCCUUCAGAUGAAAAUACUGAGUAUCAAUAAAUAAAGAUUGUAUGAAUGGAUUUUUUUUUUAUUGUUGCUUAUGAAAAUAAGCAUUUUUUUUACGUAAUUAAAAAUAUAAUGGAAAAGAACAGGAAAUAUUCAUAUGUUCUUAAUUGUAUUUUAUUUAUAAAAAAAACGUUCAGUUAGGCACUAGGUUCAGUUCCUGUGUAAAAGAAUACAGUUUUUUGUUUUUUUUUGUUUUUUUAAUUUAGUCGUUGCCAAUUAUUUUUUUUAUUAUUUUCUCCCCAAUUUGGAAUGGUCAAUUAAUUUUAGGCUCGGCUCACCGCUGCCACCCCCGCGCUGACUCGGGAGGGGCGAAGACGAACACACGCUGUCCUCCUGAAGCGUGCGCCGUCAGCUGACCGCUUCUUUACACUCUGCAGACUCACCGUGCAGCCGCCUCAGAGCUACAGCGUCGGAGGACAACGCAGCUCUCGGGCAGCUUACAGGCAAGCCCGCAGGCGCCCGGCCAGACUACAGGGGUCGCUGGUGCGCGGUGAGCCGAGGACACCCUGGCCGACCUAAAAAGAAUACAAUACUAACUCAAAACGUCUAUUUUUCAUUCUUUCAAACCACUGAGAUAUUUUUUAUUUAUUUAUUUAGUUAUUUUUUAUGUGUGAAUAAUGUGGUUGGGGUUUCUGUGAUUUAUUUAUGUUACUUCGUUGCAAUCCUACCCAACUCUCUACCCUUCUGAUUUAUUGACAAAAAGUUAAUUCGCGACCUUGAAAGAAAAUCAGAACCAAAUUAAUUUUUCUUUGAAAAAAAAAAAAAAUAUUGAGAACACAAGUUGUAUUUAUUUCUGUAAUUUGAUACAAUUACUUUAGAUGCAACUUUUGCGGUCAAUACAAUUAGAGUAAGUUACCAUAUACAGUUUAAAAAGAGAACAUUUAAACAGCCCAGUUAAAAAUGCUUCAAAAAUAUUACAAAGUAACCUGACCUCAAAUGAGAACAAAGGCACUUAAUGGGUUAGCUCUGUUCGUCUUCCUGCAUUUAACUAGCCAUGUAGUUUUUACCCGGGGAUACAGCACAGGGCAAAACAAUUAACAGUAUGUUACUUCUUGUCUUGCAUAGAAUUGUAGUUUCUUGUGUCAAAUUGUCAUUGAACCCUCCCCACCAUUGGCAUUAUUUUUAGGUAUUUAUGAGAGAGUUUCGCCUGUGUUCAAAGAAACACUUGAGAGCUCACUUGAUGGUAUUCCCCGAGUAUGAGUAACUAUUUGCUUCUGAAUUUGGCUGACUUCUAUAUAUAAACUUGGUCUUCUGUCUCUUGAAUUUACAAAUUAUGUUCCUCCCAGUGCUUUACCCCCUGUGAAUGAAUGUACACAAUGUAUCAGGCUGCCUAAAACUUGCUUGCCAGCAGAGAUGCCAACUAACGCGGACCAAAAUAUACAUAGCAUCUUGCAGUAUUUUUGGACGCACCUUUUCCUAAGCAGUAUCCCCUCCAGCAGUAUUGUGUAACUCAAACUACUGUAAAAUUAAAAUCUACGCUGCUAAAACAGCACUCCCCAAUUUAGUAAGCAAGGCAGAAUAAUGUACUUCAAUAAACCAUGCAAGUACCAACAAAGUAAGUUAAUAUAGACCAGUCAACUCUCCCGUAUUGCGUUGGACCCAGCAAAGGGAACGCAAUGCGUCUCUUGUGAACUGUAAUCAUUUGAGGUGCAUUUUAAGCAACAGUCUCCCCGAGAUAUGAUUUGUUUUAAGUUCCAUGCUUGACCGGCUCAUUUAGAAAAGAAAAUCAAAUGCACUGACACUGGCUGUCCACAGGCACAUACUGUAAUGAGCCAAUGAAGAGCGUGCCACUAAGGGCUGAAUGACAUUAAAGAAUACAGCGCCCCUCAUAAUCUCACUGUUUUAAUGGCGUUAUGCAAUCAAAUUGUGAUACCUGAACAGAACACUGAAAAGCCUGUAAAAGAAUGUCUGUCUGUCUGUCUGUCUGUCUCUGUUUGUGCACCUCUGUCUAUCUUUUUGUCAGUCUCCUGUGCUUGUUGUUUAGCAAUCUCAGGAAGUUUUUUUUUUCAUAAAAUAAAUUAAAGAAAUAAAGUUUUGUAAUUUUUUUUUGUAUAUAUGUGUGUGUGUGUGUGUGUGUGUGUGUGUGUGUGUGUGUGUGUGUUUGUAUUAAAAGGUCAAAUUUGAAAAAAGAAAAAAGUGUUUGUCCAGACUUUGCUUUAUCCCGAUUCACUGUGCUUUAUCAAAUUAACAUUUUAAAACAGAUUUGUUUGAGUUGGCUUAUUCUUGAGCUGGACUGAUUGGUCAAUGUCUUUUUCUAGUUUUUUUUUUUGUAAAGCACC
Messenger RNA from Acipenser ruthenus (sterlet), 4306 nucleotides. Its product is annotated as G-protein coupled receptor 4-like. Lineage: Eukaryota; Metazoa; Chordata; Actinopteri; Acipenseriformes; Acipenseridae. Gene Ontology annotation, biological process: G protein-coupled receptor signaling pathway. Gene Ontology annotation, molecular function: G protein-coupled receptor activity. Gene Ontology annotation, cellular component: membrane. The record is from RefSeq and is a predicted model, not a curated record. The transcript is spliced from 2 exons. The coding region runs from base 925 to 2025 and encodes 366 amino acids.